Astrephomene gubernaculifera is the source of this 633-nucleotide messenger RNA. NCBI's taxonomy places the organism in Eukaryota, Viridiplantae, Chlorophyta, Chlorophyceae, Chlamydomonadales, Astrephomenaceae. The record is from the annotation of a GenBank genome assembly.
UCUGGCCGGGGCCCCUCUACCACGACACCUCCAAGUCCUUCUACGCCGCCCUCAACGGCGGCACGCCCCUCCGAGGCAGCGUGCUGGGGCUGCUGAACCCCUGGGGCAGCGUGUGGCAACGCAUCCGUGCAGCCUCGAAGAACGUCAAGGAGCAUAACGUUAGGGGGGAGGGGCUGAUUAUGGGCGGGGCCAUGAUUAUCCGGCGCAGCGGAGGGGGUGACGGAGGGGAGGGGAGUGUGGCCUGGAUGCAUGUGGAGAGUGAGAUCGGGUUUGUGGCGGAUCCGGAUGCUAUGCUGUGCGCUGCGAGGGAGGUAGCGGAGGCAGGGAAUACGCAGCAAGGGUGAGAAGAAGGGUGAGCGGUUGGGUGGAUCACGUGUGGUGAGUGACGUUACAUGCAUAGGGGUAGGAGAGGUGUGAAAGAGGCAGUAUGACGAGGGUUUGGCGACAUUGGCGUGGCCUCGGGUUGGUUCAGAGAGGAGCGUUUGGCAAGUUCCAAGACUGAUAUGUUGUGAUGUGAAUUGGGUGCCAAACACUUGUGCUGGCGGUUGUGAAGAAGGGCGACGCUACGUACAACCAGAGGCCUAAAGCAGACAUGUAGAAGAAUCUGGGGUAGCGCCUGCGUUGGUAGCGCCU